Biomphalaria glabrata is the source of this 1052-nucleotide messenger RNA. Its product is annotated as RAB7A-interacting MON1-CCZ1 complex subunit 1-like. Gene Ontology annotation, biological process: mitophagy. NCBI's taxonomy places the organism in Eukaryota, Metazoa, Mollusca, Gastropoda, Planorbidae. The transcript has 7 exons. Bases 74 to 1039 code for a protein of 321 amino acids. The record is from RefSeq and is a predicted model, not a curated record.
AAUCGGGGUUCAAACCAACGGGCAUAGUCGAUGGCUAAAGCUAAUAUAUAUUUAGGCCCAAUUUAAGAUAAAUAUGUUACCUAUGUAUCUAAGCUUAUGCCUACUGAAGAUUAAAAGGGGGUAUGAUAUAUUCAUACAGAUACAGUACUAUAUAUAUCUACAUCCAUUUCUGUAUAACAAAAGUAUGCAAGAAGUUGAGAAUAUUUAUGAACAAAGAUGUUUAAAGAUAUUAAAGAAUAUUGAUAAAACAAAUAUUCACAAUUUGCCAGAACCACAGAAAUGCCAAUAUUUACAGACAAUUGCUCAGUUUGUCUUAGAACUGACCUAUAUUGAUGAAUGUAAACUUGUUGAGGAAGAAUUUCCACCAGAGGAUCCAACAACAUUCUCUCGUGUUAUGUUUAUUAUAGAUACAUUAAGUAGAGUUGAUAAUCUAGCACAACUACUUCUGCCGAAUAAAUCUAUUUUGGAAAGUUUAGGCCCUGACAUAUUGGAGUGUUUACAUUGGCGGAAAGGAGCAUUAUUUUACAUGUACUGUCACACUCUUAAUGCCAAGCAGGAACCUUCAGGUUUUCCAGAUCACUAUCAAAAGUGUUUAGAAAAUGGAGUUGAACAUUUGAAGUCUUUGCUGUGUACAAGAAAUAAACCUCAAUGGUUAAGAAUGGUUGAUGGCCAGGUCUGUGAUAGAGAAUAUGAAGAAGAUGAUCAUACUUUUUUACUUACUGAAGGUUUGUACAGUGACAUUCAUCUUCUGGCUCUCAUGUACUGUGGGGAGCUUUGUUACUGGCUUAUUCAACACAGCAUCAGGCCAGAACACUCUCCUGUCACUGAGGUAGUCAGCUCCGACACUUCUAGUUUUCCUACCUCUCAGGGUAAGCCUGAACUCAAUGUUGACAGUAGAACUAUAAACUGGGAUGUGUAUAGACAAACAGGUCAGGCUUGUUUAAAAGUUUAUAUAAAGUCUGCUACUGGUCCGCUGUCACCUGGAGGAUGGAGCACAAAUAGAGCGGAGGAAAUUAUAAACUAUUUGAAUUGUCAUUAAAAAUGCCACAGAG